UUAAAAUUUGGAAUAAAAUAUACUUGACGGGCCUCUGCCGAACCCAAAACUGACGUUGUGGGUAUCCGUGUCUCUUCUUCGCUUUCCUCUCUGUUUAGAUUUAGCGUCAGGAACAAUAUUCGAUCAAUUUUUGGUGCAAGAACGCAGGUUGAUCUGUGUAGGCACCUUCACCGAUGGCGCUUCGACGGCUCGUUGAGAGGACUUCUAUUAACCAGAUUCCGAAUCAGCUUUUUCCUGCUUUGAGACAAUCGUUUUUAACUGCUGCUUCUCCUAGCGAAUCUAUCCGUGCUACCCUCUUUCCUGGUGAUGGAAUUGGACCUGAGAUUGCUGAAUCUGUUAAGCAGGUGUUCAAUGCAGCACAAAUUCCAAUAGAAUGGGAGGAACAUUUUGUGGGUGACAAAGUAGAUCCAAGAACAGAGAGCUUUCUCACAUGGGAAAGUCUGGAAUCAGUUCGAAGAAAUAGGGUUGGAUUGAAAGGUCCUAUGGCUACCCCUAUUGGAAAAGGUCACCGCUCAUUGAAUCUCACCUUAAGGAAAGAACUUGGCCUCUAUGCCAAUGUUAGACCUUGCUAUAGCCUUCCAGGCUAUAAAACACGAUAUGAUGGUGUGAAUCUUGUGACCAUCCGUGAAAAUACAGAAGGAGAGUAUAGUGGCCUUGAACACCAGGUUGUAAGAGGUGUUGUUGAAAGUCUGAAGAUUAUUACUCGACAAGCAAGCUUAAGGGUGGCAGAGUAUGCUUUUCAUUAUGCAAAAGUAAAUGGCCGCCAGCGAGUGUCUGCUAUACACAAAGCCAAUAUUAUGAGGAAGACUGAUGGUCUUUUUCUCAAGUGUUGCCGAGAGGUUGCAGAAAAGUACCCAGAAAUAACUUAUGAGGAAGUUAUAAUUGACAACUGCUGUAUGAUGCUUGUGAAAAAUCCCUCUCUCUUUGAUGUACUGGUGAUGCCCAAUCUAUACGGAGAUAUAAUCAGUGACCUCUGUGCAGGCCUAAUUGGAGGUCUGGGCUUAACCCCUAGUUGCAACAUUGGUGAAGGUGGCAUUGCCCUAGCAGAAGCUGUUCAUGGUUCAGCCCCUGAUAUUGCUGGCAAGAAUCUUGCAAAUCCAACGGCCCUCCUGCUGAGUUCUGUUAUGAUGCUACGACACUUGAAUUUAAAUGACAAAGCUGACCAAAUUCAUAAUGCUAUACUUAGUACUAUUGCGGAAGGAAAGUAUCGGACUGUUGAUCUUGGUGGAAGUUCAUCGACGACAGACUUUACCAAAGCAGUAUGUGAUCAUCUCUAAGGAUUGCAUGAUUCCCAUUUUUCUCAGGCAAUUCUUCUAAAGUUUGGUUGGAGGCAGUCAUGAGGUGCACCCCCACCCUAUUAUUAUUAGUAUUAUUAGUAUUAUUAUUAUUAUUAUUAUUAUAUCAAUAAUACUCUUUGAGAUUUUUCCUCGUUUACAUUCCACUUUCCUCCGGUGAGGUAACACUUUCAUAAUCAACUUAAAAAUAUGCACGAGAUUUCCCUUCAUGUUCAACUUUAUUGUUUCAAAUGAUGUUUGGAUGAAUCUUUCCAGUUCCCUGGGUUGCAUAUAUUAACAUUUCAAAGCAUUUAUCACUA
Molecule: messenger RNA, 1594 nt
Organism: Zingiber officinale
Lineage: Eukaryota; Viridiplantae; Streptophyta; Magnoliopsida; Zingiberales; Zingiberaceae
Product: isocitrate dehydrogenase [NAD] catalytic subunit 5, mitochondrial-like
Exons: 8
Coding region: 174-1277 (367 amino acids)
Biological process (GO): tricarboxylic acid cycle; isocitrate metabolic process
Cellular component (GO): mitochondrion
Molecular function (GO): isocitrate dehydrogenase (NAD+) activity; NAD binding; magnesium ion binding
Source: RefSeq, a predicted model, not a curated record